AUGUCAGCAGCUGCAACUCCUGCUUCUGAAGAUGAUGUGAGCGUUUCCAUCGUCGACACAGAAGCCACUGCCAGUGGCGUGCCGGAGUUCGACCUCCUUGCGGGUGGAACGGCGGAGAACAAGGAGCGCGCGGAUUCAGCGGAGGCAGGCCGCGGAAUGGAAAGCGUAACCAAGAACGGCGGCGUUGGGAGCAGACCCGCCGCUGGCGUGCGGCAUGGCGGAGACCGCGAGGGAAGCUUCAAGCGGAGGAUCUUCGGAAGCUUCAGCAGCGCUGCGAGCAGCGAUAACUGCAACCACGAUGGCGAAAACGGCGGACAAGAUGCGGAUUCCUCUCCCCAGGAGCCGAAAAUGGGCCACUCGCACUACUCGCACCGCUCUCCCUGGCUGCGCGCCGCACUGCUCGGCGCGAACGACGGGCUCGUGUCCACCGCGUCGCUCAUGAUCGGCGUAGGAGCCGUGGAGGAAGACAAAAGCACCAUGGUGAUAUCCGGCCUCUCUGGGCUUGUCGCAGGCGCGUGCAGCAUGGCUAUCGGCGAGUAUAUCUCCGUGUUUGGGCAGCGCGACACGGAGGAGGCGGAUCUGCGGAAAGAACGGGCGGAGUUUGCGAAGGGACCAGAGGCGUGCGCGCGGGAGCUGGAAGAGCUGACUCUGAUUUAUGUGGAGCGAGGGUUGUCGUACGAGUUGGCGCGCACUGUGGCCGUUGAGCUGCAUAAAGGCGACCCCAUCAGAGCGCAUGCAAGGGACGAGCUGGGCAUUGACAUGGAUGCGCUGUCGAGCCCUGGACAGGCGGCCGUUGUGUCAGCCAUAGCAUUCACCAUUGGAGGCAUGAUUCCAUUGCUAUCUGGGGCAUUCAUUUCCAAUUUCCCCACGCGGCUUACUGUCAUGAUUGUGGUUUCCACCAUCACAUUCUUAAUAUUUGGAGCAAUUGGGGCCUGGCUGGGUGGUGCAAGAAAGUUCCGUGCUGCCCUACGAACCACGAUUGGAGGCUGGCUGGCCAUGGGCAUCACCUACGCAGUGCUCAAGAUCUUUGGGACAGCAGGAGUUUGA
Closterium sp. Naga37s-1 is the source of this 1047-nucleotide messenger RNA. Lineage: Eukaryota; Viridiplantae; Streptophyta; Zygnematophyceae; Desmidiales; Closteriaceae. The record is from the annotation of a GenBank genome assembly.